Molecule: messenger RNA, 3849 nt
Organism: Scomber japonicus (chub mackerel)
Lineage: Eukaryota; Metazoa; Chordata; Actinopteri; Scombriformes; Scombridae
Gene: fbxo10
Product: F-box protein 10
Exons: 10
Coding region: 30-2975 (981 amino acids)
Biological process (GO): regulation of apoptotic process; protein ubiquitination; ubiquitin-dependent protein catabolic process
Molecular function (GO): protein binding
Source: RefSeq, a predicted model, not a curated record
AGUGCUCCCCAGCCGGUGUCUCUGCUGCCAUGGAGGUGGGCAGCCUCCCUGUGGAGCUGUGGAGGGUUAUCUUGGCCUACCUUCCUCUCCCUGACCUGGGCCGCUGCUGUCAGGUGUGCCGUGCCUGGCGGGAGCUUAUCCUCUCCCUGGAUAACACCCGCUGGAGACAACUCUGCCUGGGCUGCCCUGAGUGCAGACAUCCCAACUGGCCCAGUCAGCCCCAUCUGGAGCCCCCAUCCUGGAGGGAGGCGCUGAAGCAGCACGCCAUGGCCACCCGCACCUGGACUCAAAAUGGGCCAGAGCUCCAGUCCUCUGCAUGCCUCCUCUUUUUUCGCCGCCGGAAAGACCGCAGGGUUUGGCAUGUGGGACCUGGGUGUGAGUUUGAAACCCUGCGCGGAGCUCUUGGGGUGGUAGGGCCGUACGACCGUGUGGUUCUCCAUCCAGGGGUGUAUGAGGAGCAGGCUGAAGUGGCACUAAAGGUGCCUGUGGAGCUGGUUGGGCUGGGCAGACUAGGCGAGGUGGCCCUUCUGGUGUGUAUGGAGCAACAGUGUCCAACUGCCAGGCUGUGUAAUCUGGUGUUCAUGCCACCCUGGUUCUCCACUGUGGUCUACAAGACGUCAUGGGGUCAUGUCCAACUAGACAACUGCAACUUUGAGGGGGCUCAGCUGCAAAUCCGUGGCCCUGGAACUUGUCAAGCACGCUUCUGCUCCUUCUCACAGGGCAGCUCUGCUCACUUGCUAGGUGUUGUCCUCAGUUUAUUGGACAGCUGUGACUUCUCAGGAAGUGACACAGCUUCUGUGUCAGUGGAAGGUCCUCCAGUUUCAGAAAGAAACUGGGCUUGCAAACAUUUGGCUGGCCUGGCCAGGACAUUCCCAUCAUGUUGUUUAUUAGGAAAUAAUAAUAGCCCUCACAGAAGCCUCCAGGCCCAUGCAACUGGUGGGCCACCUGGUGUUAAUGUUAAAAGGGAGCACAUGAGUAUAGAAGACUGGCAGAGAAAGAAUGGCGUGGAAGCAGUGUGUCAGGGUACAGUGAUUGAAGAUGGCUGGAGUGAUGGUGAGCGCAGCGAGGGAGAGGAGGAGAACCGGAUGGGAGAGCGAACCAACACCAAAAAUCCAGUUACUCUGGAUUACAAAAUUCCGUGUCAUCAUCAUGGCCUAUCCCACAUGCUCAAACCACGGCCAGAUGGUUCUCUGUCAUUGGCCUCCUCACCUGAUCCUCCAUCAGUGACCCCUGAACCCCUCACCCUUCAGCAGGAAUUAGACAGGGACCCAGAGGCUCAGAUGUUGGCAGCAUCCACUCUUGGCUGUAUCGUCAGGCGCUGCCUCUUCAGGGAGGGGAAGGGUGGGGUGCACUUGUCCAAUUAUGGACAAGCAAGACUUGAGGGCAAUGUUUUCCGUGGGCUGAACUAUGCUGUCCGCUGCAUCCAUAACUCUACAAUAGUGAUGCUGAGAAAUGAGGUGUGUGAGUGCCGUGCUUCAGGCGUGUUCCUGCGUCUUUCAGCUCAGGGCCUCAUUGCAGAAAACAACAUCCACUCGAACGGGGAAGCAGGGCUGGACAUCCGAAAAGGGGCAAACCCCAUCAUUGUGUGUAACAAAAUACACAGCGGUUUGCGUUCUGGGGUUGUUGUCCUUGGAAAUGGAAAAGGUUCAAUUCGGAGUAAUGUAAUCUAUAACAACAAAGAAGCAGGCGUGUAUAUUCUCUUCAGUGGAAAUCCUGUGGUCAGUGGGAAUCACAUCUUCCAAGGCCAGGCUGCCGGGAUUGCUAUAAAUGAGAAUGGCAGAGGGAUGAUAACAGAGAAUGUGAUCAGAGAGAACCAGUGGGGGGGUGUGGACAUCCGCAGAGGAGGUGACCCCAUCCUGAGGAACAACUACAUCUGUCAUGGCUACUCAGACGGCGUGGUGGUGGGGGAGAGAGGCCGCGGACUUAUCGAGGGAAACCAUGUCUACUGUAACAAAGGCUGUGGUGUGUGGGUUAUGUCAUCCAGUCUGCCGCAGCUCUUAGGAAACUACAUCACCCAUAACUGUAUGUAUGGGCUAGCAGUUUUCUGCAGGAAGGACCCGGAGAACAUUGAAGCCAGGGAGGGGAACUGGCCAGGGCAGGAAGGGAUUGGUGGAGAAGGAAGUGGAGAAAGGAGGGGAGUAGAGGGAGAAGACAGAGAGGGGCAGGAGAACUUGAAUGAGGAGGGAGAAUUGUUUGCAUGGGAGAGCGAUCUGGACAGUGAGGAUGAGCGCCACUCUGCCCGUCGCUCCAUCAGCGUGGCCCUGGUGGAGAGCAACUGCAUGAGCUUCAAUGGAGCAGUUGGCCUGUAUGUGAAGAGCAGUGAGCCACUCAAUGUUUUCACAAAUCUUGUCAACAGUAACCGGGGAAUUGGCAUUGGCGUGCUGCAGAGCAGUCAAUUGACCCGUCUGGUUACAAACUGUGUUCUUGAAAACGGUCGAGGUGGUGUUACAGUGGAGAAAGACUGCAGGGUGGAGCUUCGUGGUAAUGGCAUAUAUGAGAACUUUGGCCAUGGUGUCAGUUUCAAUGGUAACGGGCAGAUUGUGGAGAAUGAUGUGGUUGGAAACCGUGGAUAUGGGAUCCAGGUCUCUGGCAGUGCUGAUAUCAAGGUACUGCGCAACCGUGUUCAACCAGCACAGGGUUGUGGCAUCGCUGUGCUGGGGCCAGUAAAAGGUGCUGUCCAUGACAAUCUGUUAUUUCAAGGCCACCCUGGAAACAAAAAAACACUGCUACAUAUGGAUCCUGGCAAUGAGAGCUGUGUGUUGCGCAACAACAGUAUUCUAAGGCAUAAUAACAGCUGUACAUCUGCUCCUCCCUGGGUUUUGGAAAAUCCUCCCCCUCGUCCACUGGCCAGCUCCCCUUCUGGACUCUCCUCAUCCCAAUAUCCUUCCCGACUUGGAAUUUCCAUGACAACAAGGAUCAGUGCCACUGUGGAGAGUGGUUGCCACAGUGGCAGCAUGUUCUGCUCAAUUCUAUGAAAAAUGGCAAGCACUAUAAUGAAUGAAUUUGCCAAGAGGUCAGCAUCUGGUCACAUUUGGUGUGAUGCAUACAGGACUCUUCUCCACUGUGACCUCAAAGACAAUCUUCUAUGACGCCUUCCCAUUUGGGUGGAAUCCAAGAAGAAAGACGAUGCACCAAUUAUAACCACUAUAGUGGCCAUUUGCCUAACAUUAUAUUAUGAUGGUACAUUUUGUAAAUCAGAAAUCUGACUUUUUUAAUUUUAUCAUGAAUGCCAAUGCAUUCAUCAAAUCUGGACUAAUGAUGUGAAGCUGGAGUACAAGACAUUCAAGCAUCAUUCUACAUCUUCAACAAUGAUUUCCACACGAAAGCUUUAACUUAAUGUUCUCUUUUGAACAGACUUCAUAUUCACGCAUAGAAGUUGCUGUAGUCUUCUGUUCGUGCGCUUCAGCGACUCACUGGUUAGGAAGUGCACAGUUCUAAAUCCUAGCAGGAGUCAAAGCAGCUUCAACCAUGUAUCAAAGUCAAACUGUGCCUCGUUUGACUUUUUUAAUCAAUCAGUGAUUGUAGCUAGAGAAGGAGUGGUCAUAGCGUAACGUGCAUAUGCAAAAAAAGAACAAAGCCAAACUCUAGCUUCUGCCUCUUGCACAGAGCUGUUCUGUUUCCUGGUGAGUCUGUAUUGUAUCAUAUUCUCAUCUGUUUUUGUUUUGUUUAAGUGAUGCAAUGCAGCUUUCUUGGACUUCUUGCACAAAAUUCAAUGAGGCAAGACAAGAAAUCAUUCCAGACACUAUCAGCCCACUGCGAAGUGACACACAACCACACAGACUCACCAGGUAAUAGUCAAUUAUAGAAGGAAAAAAGAUGUUCAGUGUGCAAUAUGUGAUGUCUACAGAU